AUGCCUAGAUCCUACCCUACUGAAGAUGUGCCCCGAAAGCUCUUGAGCCACAGCAAGAAACCCUUCAGUCAGCAUGUGAGGAAACUUCGAGCUAGCAUUACUCCCGGCACCAUCUUGAUCAUCCUCACUGGGUGUCACAGAGGCAAUAGAGUGGUCUUCCUGAGGCAGUUGGCCAGCAGGUUGCUACUUGUGAUUGGGCCUCUUAACCUUAAUCGUGUUCUUCUACAAAGAACACACCAGAAAUCUGUCAUUGCCACCUCUACAAAAAUUGAUAUCAGCAAAGUGAAAAUCCCCAAACACCUCACUGAUGCUUACUUCAAGAAGAAGAAGCUGCAGAAGCCCAGACACCAGGAGGGCGAGAUCUUCGACACCGAGAGAGGGAGAUACCAGAUUUCAGAGCAGCGCAAGGUGGAUUGGAAAGUGGUGGACUCACAGAUUUUAGCAAAAAUCAAAGCUAUUCCUCAGCUUUGGGGCUACCUGUGAUUCAUUUGUGCUCUGACAAAUGGAAUUUAUCCUCAUAAAUUAGUGU
Molecule: messenger RNA, 529 nt
Organism: Octodon degus (degu)
Lineage: Eukaryota; Metazoa; Chordata; Mammalia; Rodentia; Octodontidae
Product: 60S ribosomal protein L6-like
Exons: 1
Coding region: 1-483 (160 amino acids)
Biological process (GO): ribosomal large subunit assembly; cytoplasmic translation
Cellular component (GO): cytosolic large ribosomal subunit; ribosome
Molecular function (GO): RNA binding; structural constituent of ribosome
Source: RefSeq, a predicted model, not a curated record